ACAUCAAAAUUGGCCGUUGAAGGCAGCAAGGCACACCCCCACCGCGCUGUAGAUGAAACAAGGUCCUUGUGUCAGCCAUGUGGCCACGGUAUUCACUUAUAUAUAAUGAUGUAUGCUGUCUUUGUCGUUCCCACCAAUUUUUAAUGCGCGCAUCACCUCGAUCAGGCCAACCAUUGGCGUCCAGAUGCCGCUGCGUCCAGGACGUCCGCUCUCCCUAUCUCCUCUACUCUCCUAAGCCUCCUUCGUUAAAUGGCAGAGCCGAGGAAGGGCAAGCAGACAUACAUGCAAAGCAGCCAUGGCUACCCUCCACAUGUUCCUCGGCCUCCUCCUCCUCUCCAUGCACACUAUUCCUCCUAGCAUAGCCACAAAACACGAUACUCUCGCGCCAGGCCAGCCAUUUGCCGUCGGCGACAAGCUCGUCUCCAGCAACGGCAAGUUCGCGCUUGGCUUCUUCCAGCCCGGUGCCGGCAACAGCAGCAAGUCAUCCACCUCUCCACAUUGGUACCUUGCCAUAUGGUUCAACAAGAUCCAUGUCAUCACUCCCGUCUGGGUCGCAAACCGGGAGACGCCAAUCGCCGGACCCGAUCUGAGAGCAACACAGCUUCAAGUCUCAGAAGAUGGCAACCUUGUCGUCUUAAACAACGCCACCCAAUCCGUUGUCUGGUCCACCAACAUCACCAAUGCUAGAACCAACACCAACAUCUCCAAUGCUAGAACCAACACCAGCAACACGAGGGCCAUCCUCUUGGGCAGUGGAAACCUCGUCAUAGAAAGCCUGUCAAGUGAGGUGCUGUGGCAGAGCUUCGACGACCCAACCGACGUCCUGCUCCCAGGCGCCAAGAUCGGCUGGAACAAGGUCACCGGCCUGAACCGUCUCGGCAUCUCGUGGAAGAGCCGGAUCGAUCCGGGCCUCGGCUCCUUCAGCGUGGGACUGGUAACCAAUGGCACAAGGAUGGUGACCGCCAGGCGUCGAGGCUACCCUUCCGAAGUGUACUGGUGGUGGUCGCCUGACGACCACUCGUCGAUGCAGAUCCCAGCAAUCACGAAGCUGCUGCAAAUGAGCCCACAGACCAGCAUGGUUGUCCCAGAAUACGUCAACAACAGGGAGGAGGAGUACUACAUGUACACCUCAUCAGAUGAGAUCUCUUCGUUCCUCUUCAUGGACGUGUUUGGUCAGGCCAGGCUGAACGUGUGGUCGCAAGACAACCAGGCAUGGCAUAGCAUCUACGUCAACCCAGCCGAUCCCUGCACCCCAUACGCCGCCUGCGGACCAUUCACCGUCUGCACCGGCAGCUCGCACCCGCCAUGCGAGUGCAUGGAGAGCUUCUCCAGAACGUCGCCUCAGGAUUGGGAGCUCGGUGACCGGACAGGAGGGUGCUCCAGAAACACUCCGCUGGAUUGCAAUGGCAACAGGAGUUCCACAGACGUGUUCCAACCCAUAGCUCGUGUGACAUUACCCUAUGGUCCCCAGAGUUUACAGCAUGCUCCUGCAAAUCGGAGCGAAUGCGAAUGGGCCUGCCUCACCAACUGCUCCUGCACUGCUUACUCCUACCAUGACAGCAAAUGCUCUGUUUGGCAAGGGGAGUUGUUCAGUGUAAACAAGGAUGAUGGCAUCGAGAUCAGCUCUGAAUAUACUCUGUACAUUCGCCUUGCUGCGGGAGAUGUUCCAAGUUCAACAAGAGAUAGUAAAAGAAAACCAGCAGCUGGAGCUGUUAUUGCUGCAAGCGUUAUCAGUUUUGGGUUGCUGAUGCUCAUGCUGCUACUGGUGAUCUUAAGGAACAGAUUCAACUGGUGUGGUAUGUCAUCACAGGCCACCAAUCAAGGUAAUGUUGGAGUUGUUGCCUUUAGAUACGCCGAUUUGGGCCGUGCUACAAAGAAUUUCUCAGUGAAGCUAGGAGCAGGAGGUUUUGGGACUGUAUUUAAGGGAGUUCUAAGUGACCUGACUAGUGUAGCAGUGAAAAGGCUUGAAGGUGCGCGUCAGGGAGAGAAGCAAUUCAGGGCAGAGGUAAGUGCACUUGGACUGAUCCAGCACAUCAACCUGGUCAAAUUGGUUGGUUUCUGUUGUCAUGGUGAUAAGAGGCUGCUUGUAUAUGAACACAUGUGCAAUGGUUCUCUUGAUUCCCAUCUGUUCCAAAGCAAUGGUACAGUCCUCAACUGGAGCACCAGAUAUCAGAUAGCCAUCGGAGUUGCUAGAGGAUUGUCCUACCUGCAUCAGAGUUGCCGCGAAUGCAUCAUACACUGUGAUAUCAAGCCAGAAAAUGUACUUCUCGAUGAAUCGUUUGUCCCUAAAAUUGCAGACUUUGGGUUGGCAUCGGUCAUAGGAAGGGAUUUUAGCCGGGUUCUAACUACAUUCAGGGGAACUACAGGGUAUCUUGCCCCAGAGUGGCUUAGCGGGGUUGCUAUUACAUCAAAAGUCGAUGUUUACAGCUUUGGCAUGGUACUGAUAGAAAUCAUAUCGGGAAGAAGGAAUGCGUCUGUUGUGCACACUAGCAGCAACGACCAUGUCACUUUUUUCCCUGUGCAAGCCAUCAACAAGCUUCAUGAGGGAGAUGUGCAGAGCUUGGUAGAUCCAGAAUUACAUGGUGACUUUAACUUGGAUGAGGUUGAAAGAGUUUGCAAUGUAGCAUGUUGGUGUAUCCAGGAUAAUGAGCUGGAGCGGCCAACAAUGGGUGAAGUGGUCAGAGUUCUUGAGGGUCUAAUGGAGCUUGAUAUGCCUCCGAUGCCAAGACUGCUUGCGGCUAUAACAACAUAAUGCUCUGAUGUCACUUCGAUGUAAUAAUUCUAACUAUUUGUAUUGUGUAUGCUACCUUUAUUUGCUUCAGCAAAUUUUAUGGUUCUCGUUUGGACGUGUAAUAGCUCAAAGGUCAUAUAAUAUUAUAAAUAAUUUCUUUCCUGCAUCUUAUAGUUCAUUUGAUCUCUA
Messenger RNA from Triticum dicoccoides, 2920 nucleotides. RefSeq names its product G-type lectin S-receptor-like serine/threonine-protein kinase At2g19130. Gene Ontology annotation, biological process: protein phosphorylation; recognition of pollen. The transcript has a single exon. Lineage: Eukaryota; Viridiplantae; Streptophyta; Magnoliopsida; Poales; Poaceae. The record is from RefSeq and is a predicted model, not a curated record. Gene Ontology annotation, molecular function: ATP binding; protein serine/threonine kinase activity. The coding region runs from base 296 to 2752 and encodes 818 amino acids.